Nasonia vitripennis (jewel wasp) is the source of this 7043-nucleotide messenger RNA. RefSeq lists its product as uncharacterized. The record is from RefSeq and is a predicted model, not a curated record. NCBI's taxonomy places the organism in Eukaryota, Metazoa, Arthropoda, Insecta, Hymenoptera, Pteromalidae. The coding region runs from base 298 to 1479 and encodes 393 amino acids. The transcript is spliced from 2 exons.
UUUCCUACCCUGGAUAAAAUUAAUGAAUGGUAUUUAUCUACGUCAUUAUCUACGAUCUACUUCGAACUCGGCAAAAUGGAGAAUUGAAGAAAAAUCUGCUGAUAUAAUGUUUUCAAGAAACCCAGAAACGUAUCUCUUUCAUGUAGCAUUACGUAGAUUAUCGACUAAUUUCACAACCGCAUUUUUCUUAUCAUCGUGGGGUGAAACCAGAUCACCACUACUAAAAGUCGUCUCAAUAGUCGUACGGCGUCGAUCAGUGAGACACAAGACCUCGUACAAAGUACACUUCGAAUCGCCAUGUCUAUAAGAGAAAAAUCAAUCGCACUGCUUGCGAUCAUCUGUUUCUUCGCGAGCACAACCAGCGCAAACGAGAGAAUCGCUUACCAAAAGCACUGGGACUUUCCAUACGGCUCCAAAAUAUUUUUCAACCCUAAAUUGUACCGACAAAGCGACGAGUACCAAAAUCUCACCUACCUACUGUGCAAUUUUCACGACGAGAAAUUCGAGAGAAACUGCACAGCCGCACAGGACACACAGCCGGAAAGAUCAUGCUCAGUGACACUGGAGCAUAUCAACACCGAUGACGACCUGGAAAUUUACCCGUUCGGCUCGACAAGGGCCGUGAUCUUCUGGUCAAAACAGGUAACAAAAGGAUUACCGAUAAAAUGCAUCAUCUUGGACUUCGGCACCUGCAAGAGCAAAUACGUGCUUCUGAAGGAAAGCUUAUUUAGUAUCCGCUGGGCGUAUUUCGCAGCCUACGAGGAUUCUUUCGAUCUUAUCGUGUCCAAUUCGUUUAACGUACGAAACAAAUAUCACAUCGACGUGGAGGGUAAGGUGACUUUCUCUCAGUGGACAAACCAUGAAUUAUCGCGGCUUGGAUUUGGAGACGAGGACUAUCGAGCGAUUGUUGCGGAUUCAAAGCUACAAGCUUUCCUGAACUUCGGAUACUCGCUUUCGAUCUUCGAUCGAUAUUCGAUUGUAACGUCGUUGAUAAAGCCCGACGGUUGGAGCAAAGUGUUGGCUGUAUACCAUGAUCAAAUAGGUUAUUUCCAAAAGGUGGAAUCAACUGCCCACGAGAAGAUAGGCGUUGCUGUUGUCUAUAAUCAUCGCGUCAACGUUUCGCAGUUCGAUCAAGAGGGCGAGCUCAAGUUGAACACGUCGCUAACGUACACUUUUCACGUGAGAUACCUGGCGCUUCGAAACUUGGCCGAUGGAGGAUUUCUAUUGUUCACCAUCGGAUACGGUGGAAGCGAGUAUCACUUGACGAAAGUCGAUGACCAAGGAAAAGUCCUCGGUACUAUCCAGAUGGAGCCUGAACGAAACUGUGGAGGUGAAACACCGAGUCUUCAGGUCUUUGAUAACGAGGCGAACGAGUAUUGCUUUGUGGUCGCAUGUUGCGAUAAUGUCUAUGCUAAGUUGGAUCUUGUUGUUAGAUGUGUCAGCGAUGAAGAUCUUUGCAAGAGUGAAUUUGUCUUUUGAUUGGGCUUCUCUUUGAUCAGAUUUUUUUACGUUGCAACAAUAUGUAAGUUGUUUAUCCUAGAAUAAAAUUCUUCUUCACAUCAAGUAUUUUUUCAUCGAUCAUUUAUAUCUACUGAUCCGUUGAUAAUAUUUCAUUCGUAUUUAUUGCUGGUACGCAUUUAAUAACCGCAUGCAAAAAAAAUGGAGCGAUAACCUUAGUGGAUAAAUAACAAAAUUUGUGCUUUCGCUCAAUUACAUUUUACGAACAUUUUCUAAAUCCCUCGAACAAUUAUUCCAAACUCUCCGACAGUUCAUUUACCCGCAACUCUCUCGUUUCGCCUCGGAUUUGUAUAAUAUUCCUCGGGCUUUUCUCGGCGCUUUUACGAGCAGCUCAGGCGCGAGAGAGAGAGAGCGACGUUUACGUGCAUUAUCGCGCUCAUAUUGUUGUUGUCAUUACUCACGUGCGCAGCUCUCGCUCGCUCUCGCGGUUUUUGCAUGUGCGCGGAAAUGCUUCGAAGGCCCCGCAACAGCAGCUGCAAUUUUGCUGCUACUGCUAUGCGCGUUUAUAACUUCUCGGCGCGUAUAUUUGCGAAAUUGAUGUUGCGGCGCUAAUUGCGUUUCUUCUGUACAGGAGAUAUUCAGAUUUUUGAAAAAAUAUCGAUAAAUUUAUCGUUGUUGAGCGGUAGCUCACUAUUAAUAUGGAUAAUUAUACUGGAAUAUUUAUUUAGUCAAGUUUAAAAAAGCUUAGGCUGCAGUUAUAGUACGAACGGCCCACAAGUAUACAGCAGACCUUGCGAAAUGCUGUUUGGCGCAGGUAACAAACCGCUGUAUAUAUGCCCAAGGGAUCGCGAAUUUGGAUGAGGGAAAAACGCUACGCCACCUAUGGUCACAGUCGGACAGUCCAAAACGGCUUUGUCUUGCAGCGCGUAUCAAAAUUGUAAGAUUAACUUGGAUUUUCUCGAGUUUUUUAAUGAAAAUUUUUCGGGAUGUAAGCUUGAAAUUUUUAUUUUAAAAGCUUCAAAAUAACGAAAGUAUUUCAGGUUAAUAAGAAACCAGUUUUUGUUUAACGUCGACCUUUCGGCAGUGCCUUCGGAUUUUAAAUACAAAUAUCGAUAAACAGUUAUAAAUUUGACAGCUGAUUCCCUGCGAAAAACUACUAAAAUUUUAUAACUCGCUUAUAAAAUUGCGCAACAUUGUACGGCGGCUAUACACGUCGCAUCGGAAAUCUUUCCGAAGUUUCGAAACAAGCCGUGAUUCGGGCCACGGUAAAAAACUACUACACCUUCGGCACCCUCGCUCGAGGAUGAAAAAACGUAAAAGUCGAGCGCCAAACCCGUCGAUCGAAGGCAACGUAUACACACACACCAUCGCACGCAUAUAUAUAUAAAUAGCGGUUUCGAAAUUCGCUAAUGCAUACACUAUAAACAAUAAAUAAACAAAAACCAAUAAAGUACUCGCACCGCCCGCAUAAUCAUCACUUAAUUAAAGAGCUGCUCAUAAUCCUGCGAAGUUAAUAGCGGACGAGGGAGAGAGAUCACGUGUCAAGUAACGCGCUCUCGAGCAAAAAACUAAAUCGUCCAAUUAGCACGCGGCAAAUCGAACCCGUGCGUCUGUGUAUAAUAUAAUGCGGCUAAUAAAGGCAAAAAAAAAAAAAAAAAACAGCUUCGAAAAGAUUCUCACGACUCUCCGCUUGUCCGUCUACUCUGGGCCACAUGAUAUAGGACUGUUUGUGUCUUCGUUAUUUUGGCGGCGCAUCGUGAGAUUGAUUUUUUUCUUUUUGUCUUUUGAUGAGCUUUGUUUUUCGGAAGAGCCGAAGAUUUUCCGUUCUCGGUAUUGUAUAAACUAUUAGCAAUAUCUUUAUCGAAAAAGUAUGUUUUCCAGGAGAGGAAAGUCAUAAUUCUCGGCGCGUCGAUUUCUACGCUUUUGAAAUUUCAAAUAUUAGCUCUGCCUGCGCGUACAGGUGUCAAACACAGCGAGGCUUCUUUUUGCUUUAUUUAUUCUUCUGCGAAAAUACGUUUGACGCAGCUCUUAUCCUUGACUUCAAGUCUCUCACUAUACCAAUAACAAUGAACACCUGCUUCGUAUAAUUGAAUAAUCAUCGUUCGCAGUAUAUCCAAUAACUUUAAGUCUCGUCGUAAAUUAAAACGACAAUUGCAUGCAAUCAAGAGAUAAGUGAAUCCUAAAGCCAGCAAAAAAUCCAAUUCUCUCCACAAAGCCGUCCUUAUGCCGGCAGAUCACUCGCGCUAAUAACCCCUCGAUAUAACCAAGCGAACGAGCGAGAUAGAGACCGAGUCAUUAAGGCAGAUCGGAUGAGGCGUGCCAUGGGUCUGUCUCGCGCGAUAUCUCAAUUUUUGAACGCGUCGAGAGUAGCGCGCGAGACUCGAGGUUAACUCGAGAGAGAGAGAGAGAGAGAGGAGUUGCAGCCGAGAAAUGUAUACACAUGCGGGACCAGCCCGAGGGCAAGACUCUCGGAGGAAAGAGAGAGAGAGAGAGAAAGAGGCAACAGGUUUGCCAGAGCCAUAGCCGAUGAAUAACCGAUAAUAGUGUCCAUUGUGCCCUCUGCGCGUGUGCCGAUAUGGGGAUGGACCGAGCGACGGCUCGUCUAACAAAUGGCCCAUUGUUGAGUGCUAUUUCGCGCGCUUCGACCUCUUGUGUGUAUGUAUUUAGAGAUGCGGGAUGUAUAUAUGAUGAAUUUUUGAAUUUUUGAAGGAUGAAAUUUUUUCUAGCGAUGGGCGUGAUUUAAGAUUCAAACGAACGCCUAUAUAUGUAAACCGAAUGUCUACUCGCUUCACUUCCGUGUGAGACACAAUAGUGUAAACUCGUAAUUGUUGUACCUUUAAUAAAUCUUGUCAUAUUCUUUCUCCAAGUAUACAUUUAAUUUGUUCAACCCUGCGUACUCUAACAACAGAUGUGGACUUAUCGGAGAAGAUUAAUUUUCAUGAUCACGAGAUCAAAAUUUUUUUUUAUCAUUUCGAUAAAUUUUGUCAACAUACUAUAAAGACCGCAUACGCGAUGAGCAUAAAACAAUAAUCGUUAACGUCAAAAAAAAGCGUCAUUACACAAAUACCCUAUAUUCAAUCGAAAUAAGAACGCAAUAUAACAUGUCGAGCGUCACAGCGCAGUAGAAAAAGUCGUGCACGACAAGCCAUCGCCACCCAAUUAAAACCGACAAUGUUUCUCGGUUCUCCCUCGACAAAAAAAUCCUGCAUAACUGGCAUUACGCACAGGAAGCGCGAGAACCGCCGCGAAAAAUUCCCGCUGCAGAAGGACUGCAAAAGAAGAAACUGGACUCGCGCACGCACACAGUGGAUUUUUUUGUCGAGGGAGAACCGAGAAACAUUGUAGGUUUAAUUGGGUGGCAAUUAUGGUGUAUGGCUUGCCGUGCACGACUUUUUCUACUGCGCGGUGACGCUCGACGUGAUAUAUUGCGAGCUUAUUUCGAUUGAAUAUAGGGUAUUUGUGUAAUGACGCUUUUUUUUUUGACGUUAACGAUUAUUGUUUUAUGCUCAUCGCGUAUGCGGUAUUUAUAGUAUGUUGAUAAAAUUUAUCGAAAUCAUAAAAAAAAAUUUUGAUCUCGUGAUCAUGAAAAUUAAUCUUCUCCAAUAAGUCCACAUCUCUCUAAACUUGGACAAGAAGAAUCUCCCCAAAAAACCCUAUAUCGCUAGAAAAAAUUCAAAAAUUCAUCGUAUAUACAUCCCGCAUCUCUAAAUACAUACACACAAGAGGUCGAAGCGCGCGGAAUAGCACACACACAUGAGCACGAGGAGAAACAAAAGAAGAGCUGCGCCGAGGAUCGUCCCGCGAAAGCGAAGGAGAAAGAGGGAGAGAGAGAGAGAGAGAAGUGGCCCGAUGCCGGUUAUUCUCGAUCGAACGCUUUUUGCCGAGCCGUCGCAAAGCUAAUUGGACUCGGCUAUAAACGAGUGAGCCGACAGCCGCUUCUUCUUCUUCUUCUUCUUCUUCUUCUUCUUCUUCUUCUUCGUGAAGCUGUACAGCGCGUUCUGCGCACGAAAGAUGUAUUAUUACGCAAAACGAUCGAGUCUCCUGUAUAUUAUACGAUCUUUUUUAGUGAAUACACAAAUGGUACUUCAUUUUUAUCCUCAAAGCGGUGAAAAAGCUUCCACUCGAUUAUAACCGCGAAACUACAAACUUCCCCUCGGUCCUUACACAUCACUCGUGAACCCUCUCCGCUCGCACGUGUUCGGCGCAAAGUGUCGGCGUUGCUUAAAAACCCUCCAUAUAAGCCGGCCUUUUACAAGCUCGGCUCUCUCCUUAUCCGUCUCCCUCUCCGGCGUGUCAUAUACCGCGCAUUACCACUUCUUUUGCUGCCGUCUCUGCUGCUCCCCUCGAACGUAAGAUAUCGCGCGUGAACGAUCCCUUCUAUAUAUAUAUAUAUAUACCGCGUUACAAAGCCGAUCAACAAGUGGAGAGAAAGAGAGAGAAAGAUGAGCCGCUAAAAACCUGUCCCGCUUAAUUACAUUAUCGGUCACAUCUCUCGCAGACAUUACAAAAUAUCCUUUAUCGCACGCCGUCGAUUCUCUCACGACCAGGAUCCUUCUUCUCAUUUUUUUUCUCUUCUCUCUCACGUGUCCGUGUGUGUAUAAUCGUCGGCCUCGAGUAUAGUCUCCUUUCUUCGAGAUUUUUAUUCUUUCGGUUUUUUUUCCUCGUGCGAGGGAGCCGUGUAGAAAUGAUGCGGUUGAUGUGCAGGAGGGAAGAAAAAGAAGCUGCAGGGGGUCUGUCUUCUUUUUUUUUUUGCAGCCGAUGCUUCCUCGGGACGUAUUGAUUUUUUCGGGUUUCGGUAUACCUAUAUGUGUAUACUGCGCUUGAUAUUUCGCUCGCUCGAUUGGACGUGAAGUGAGCAGACUCCUGCCUGUUGAAAAUAAAUGAACACGUAAGUAAGUUGUGUAUAAAAAUAGAAAAGUCUGACAAAUCGUGGUUUAAACUACUGGUGAGAGCCAGAUGACGGAUAUCAAUAAAAUGCAAUGUUUUUCCUCCUCCUUCUUUUAUUGACGUGAGUGAGAGUGUAGAUGUUACACGACAAUGUGAUUUUAAAAAAAUUUAUUUUCGUCUCAUUUUAUCAUUGGAAUGCGCGACACUUGAGAAUCUCGCAGUCUUCGGUGCAAAAGAAAUCAGAUGGAAGUCGAUCGAAAUCGUAGCACGAGAUUAAGGCUGCGUAUAAUAUGCUAUGUGUCAUUCUACUAGUAAUCGCUUGCCAUAAGUGGUUCCAUUUUAAAAUAUCUUCAGAGCCCACCUAAACUAUGAAAAAUCGUUUCGGUUGAUAAAACUUCCAUCCAAUUUCUUUUUCUAUCCGAGACACGGCGAAGAGGGAUGGUAAUUAAUACAUCCGUACAUAAACGAGAAAAAAAUCUUACAAAAUAGAUAUUAAAGGUAAAAACUUAAUACACUUUCGACUAAAUUACAAUAAAAUCGUUAUACAACGCAGUAAGGGCUGGGUGAGAUUGUACAUAAAAAUUACGCAUGAUUCAUCGCUUGUCUCCUCCUUUCUAUGUUCAUUCUCAUGUAUAGAAGGCGCGUAAUUUUUUAUGCUCGUGUGUGUAUGUGUGGAUAGACAUAUUUUUUUCAUCGGA